Molecule: messenger RNA, 1825 nt
Organism: Engraulis encrasicolus (European anchovy)
Lineage: Eukaryota; Metazoa; Chordata; Actinopteri; Clupeiformes; Engraulidae
Gene: serpine1
Product: serpin peptidase inhibitor, clade E (nexin, plasminogen activator inhibitor type 1), member 1
Exons: 9
Coding region: 97-1272 (391 amino acids)
Biological process (GO): negative regulation of plasminogen activation; negative regulation of vascular wound healing
Molecular function (GO): serine-type endopeptidase inhibitor activity
Source: RefSeq, a predicted model, not a curated record
CACUGCUCUCACUCAACAGGCACACUCACUCUCUAGACUCACUCCAGACCCGACCCACCCCAUUCCCGGACAAGUAACAACAACAACUCAAGAAAAAUGCACUGUGUGUUUGUGCUGGUGACUCUUGCCCUGUGUGGCACUGGCCUCUGUAACCUUCUGGAGCAGCAGACUGACUUUGGGCUGCGGGUGUUCAGCGAGGCGGCGCGGGCCUCUCCCCACAGCAAUCUGGCCCUCUCCCCAUAUGGCGUCACCUCUGUCCUGGGCAUGGCCCAGCUCGGAGCCUACGGCAAAACACUCCAGACCAUGACCACAAGCAUGGGCUACUCCUUUCAAGAUCGCGGUACGCACCGUCAGCAGCGGCUGCUCCACCGGGACCUGGCCAGCGAGAAGGCCGUGGAGCUGGCCAGCGGCGUCAUGGUGGACAGGAAGCUGCUGCUGGAGAAGAGCUUCCGCCGCAGCCUGGCCAAAGCCUUCCAGGCCAUGCCCAACCAGCUGGACUUCAGCCAGCCCGAGGCCGCCCGCAAGGUCAUCAACUCCUGGGUGUCCGACCACACAGAUGGUAUGAUCCCUCAGUUCCUCCCUACUGGAGCGUUCGGAGACCAGACGCGCCUGGUCCUGCUCAAUGCCAUGCACUUCCACGGCCUUUGGAAGAUGCCCUUCGACCCCAAGGACACUCACGAGAUGCUGUUCCAUGGAGCCAACGGCACCACGAUGUCUGUUCCCAUGAUGAGGCUCACACAGAAGUUCAACUAUGCUGACUUUGUGACCUCAGACGGUGUGGAGUACGACGUGAUCGAGCUUCCUUACGAGGGAGAGUCCCUCAGCAUGCUUCUGGUGUCUCCCUUCGACCCAGACACGCCUCUGUCUGCCCUGAGCGGUGAGCUGCGCAGCUAUCGCCUGAAGGAGUGGAGGCAGGAGAUGAGGAGGGUCAACAGACAGCUCGCUCUGCCCAGGUUUUCUCUGGAUGCAGAAUUGGACCUGAAGUCCGCACUGAGCCAUCUGGGCCUGGGAGACAUCUUCAGCCAAACAAAAGCUGACUUCUCUCGCAUCACCACGGAUGAGCCACUUUGUGUAUCCAAAGUACUCCAGAGAGUAAAGUUGGAGGUCAACGAGGCGGGAACCAAAGGCUCUGCUGCCACGGCUGCUAUCAUCUUCUCUCGAAUGGCAGUGGAGGAGAUCACUCUAGACCGCCCGUUCUACUUCCUCAUCCAGCACAAGCCUACGGGUGUGGUACUAUUCUCGGGUCAAGUCAACCAACCACAGGAACACUGAGGAGGCACUGGGCUGCUGAUGAAAUGGACAGAAUCAAAUGCACAUACUGAAUGAAUCGACAAGCACAAACGUCAAUCAGUUUACUACUGCUAUUUUAACACACAAGAGAUAACGAAACAUCACACAGUUAGGUUUGAAUCCAAACUUUGACAGUUUUUAAUCCUAGGGACUUCUAACUUUGCCCAGCCCAUAUGUUUUGGCGCAAUCACUGCAGCUCUUUUAAAUUAAUAUAUUUUUUUUAGUGCCAAUGGGAUCAGUACAAUGGAAGUCAUAAAGGGAAUCAGCUGUACGUCUAAACAAAGCUUAGUUUACGGUCCAUAACCUAAGUUAGGCUACAAUAUUUUUUACCUUUUUAUUUCGAGCAUUGGUAGGCUGCUACAAUGGGUGUUACACAUCCAUGCAAAGGAUACAGGAUGACUGAAGAUGUAUGUAUUUUUAUGUUUAUUUUAAUGAUGCUUUUUUGUUGAGAAUUUAUAUUGUAUCUGUUUAUAAUGUAUUUUUACACUAUUUAUGAUAAAUAUUUAUUUUCUAAAUAAAACAUGUGUUGAGAGAA